GGUGCACGGGCUCUGGGUGAAGAAAGCUGCGCGUGGGGCUAUUAUUUUCAAUUCAAUGAACGCAAACAUUUCGACCGUGUCAGGCACGCGGCGGCGCACUUUAGCCUCUCCAGUUGAACGCCUUCAGCUCCCUGCGUCCUCCACACUUCUCACCCUUCCGUCCACCACCCAAAUUUCUCUCUCUCUCUCUCUCUCUCUCUCGAUUGCUCGACGAACCCUAGAUUUCAAAAGUGUAAACUUCGCCUUUAUUUGAUUCAAAGCCUAAGCAGCCUGGUUUUCUGGCGAUGGCGACGUCGUUGGGAACUGCGAACACCGCCGUCUUGAACCAAGCGAAGCUUCAAAUUCAGAGGUUCCAUGGCUUGAAGUCUUCUUCACAGUCACUUCCUUCGAGUGGCCCCCCGCAUGUAUUCUCAGUCCCCUCAUCGGGUUCUUCUGUUAUACGAGCUGUUUCAACGCCGAUAAAGCCAGACACAACCUCUGUGACCAAGCGUAGUAAGGUUGAAAUAUUCAAAGAACAGAGUAACUUCAUUAGAUACCCACUUAAUGAAGAGUUGUUGACAGAUGCCCCAAAUAUUAAUGAAGCUGCGACACAAUUGAUCAAGUUUCAUGGAAGCUAUCAACAGACUAACAGAGAUGAACGUGGUACAAAGUCUUACUCCUUUAUGCUUCGUACUAAAAACCCCUGCGGAAAAGUACCAAACAAUCUCUACUUGGCCAUGGAUGGUCUUGCUGAUGAAUUUGGAAUUGGAACACUUCGUUUGACAACCAGGCAAACAUUUCAGCUCCACGGUAUUCUGAAAAGGGAUCUCAAAACAGUAAUGAGUACCAUUAUAAAAAAUAUGGGUUCAACUCUUGGUGCAUGUGGUGAUCUGAACAGAAACGUGCUUGCCCCUGCUGCCCCACUCUCAAGAAAAGAUUACAUGUUUGCACAGAAAACUGCAGAGAAUAUUGCUGCUCUCCUGACUCCCCAGUCUGGUUUUUACUACGAUAUGUGGGUGGAUGGGGAGAGAAUUAUGUCAGCAGAACCUCCUGAAGUAGUGAAGGCCCGCAAUGAUAAUUCUUAUGGAACAAAUUUCACCGAUUCACCUGAGCCUAUUUAUGGUACUCAAUUCUUGCCAAGAAAGUUCAAAAUUGCAGUUACUGUGCCAACUGAUAACUCUGUUGAUAUUCUGACAAACGAUGUCGGUGUGGUUGUUGUUUGCGAUGCUGAUGGGGAGCCACAGGGAUUUAACAUAUAUGUUGGUGGGGGUAUGGGAAGAACACAUAGGUUGGAGACCACUUUUGCUCGUCUGGCAGAACCACUGGGUUAUGUGCCAAAAGAGGAUAUAUUGUAUGCUGUCAAAGCUAUAGUUGUCACACAACGAGAAAAUGGGAGAAGAGACGAUCGCAAAUAUAGCAGAAUGAAAUAUUUGAUCAGUUCAUGGGGGAUUGAAAAGUUUAGAAGUGCCGUUGAGCAGUACUAUGGAAAGAAAUUUGAGCCUUUCCGCGAACUACCUGAGUGGGAGUUUAAAAGUUAUUUAGGAUGGCAUGAGCAGGGUGAUGGUGGUCUAUUUUGUGGGCUCCAUGUUGAUAAUGGUCGUAUUGGGGGAACAAUGAAGAAAGUAUUGAGGGAAGUAAUUGAGAAGUAUGGCUUGAAUGUGCGUCUCACACCUAACCAAAACAUUAUCCUUUGUGAUAUUCGGCAUGCAUGGAGGCGCCCAAUUACAACCACUCUUGCACAGGCUGGUUUGCUGCAUCCUAGGUACGUGGAUCCCCUGAACGUAACUGCCAUGGCAUGCCCAGCUCUGCCACUUUGCCCACUGGCAAUUACUGAAGCUGAGCGGGGAAUACCAGGCAUACUGAAGCGGGUUCGUGCUGUCUUUGAGAAGGUUGGCCUCAAAUACAAUGAAUCUGUAGUGAUCAGAGUUACUGGCUGCCCUAAUGGUUGUGCUAGACCUUACAUGGCUGAGCUUGGAUUGGUUGGUGAUGGUCCCAACAGCUAUCAGAUCUGGCUCGGAGGGACACCUAGUCAGACAUCAUUGGCAAAAUGCUUCCUUAAUAAGGUCAAGGUUCAAGAUCUUGAGAAAGUUUUGGAACCUUUGUUUUAUAAUUGGAGACGCAAGCGGCAAGCUAAAGAAUCAUUUGGCGAUUUCACAACCCGAAUGGGAUUCGAUAAGCUUCAAGAGAUGGUUGACAAAUGGGAAGGUCCGAUGGAGUCAUCGUCUCGACACAAUUUGAAGCUUUUUGCUGAUAGGGAGACAUAUGAAGCCAUGGAUGAACUGGCAAAGCUGGAGAACAAGAAUGCUCAUCAGUUAGCCAUGGAAGUGAUUCGUAAUUAUGUUGCUGCCCAGCAAAAUGGCAAAAGUGUGUAAUUGUCACCCAACUUUUACUAGUCGGUAACAGCCCCCGCAAAUUGAGAUGCUGAUUUUUGGUAAUCCUUUGUAUCCAAGAGUUCUAGUUGUGACCAAAUAAGAAUUUUUUUUACCCUUCCCUGAUGGUUUUUUUUUUUUUUUUUUUUUACGAAUUAUUGUGGCCACGGGAGGAAUGUAAGAUAUCUUUGCCUCAUUGUGGUUAUUUCUACUA
Molecule: messenger RNA, 2562 nt
Organism: Malania oleifera
Lineage: Eukaryota; Viridiplantae; Streptophyta; Magnoliopsida; Santalales; Ximeniaceae
Product: sulfite reductase [ferredoxin], chloroplastic
Exons: 8
Coding region: 285-2351 (688 amino acids)
Biological process (GO): sulfate assimilation
Cellular component (GO): chloroplast stroma; sulfite reductase complex (NADPH)
Molecular function (GO): sulfite reductase (ferredoxin) activity; heme binding; 4 iron, 4 sulfur cluster binding
Source: RefSeq, a predicted model, not a curated record